AUUGAGUUGCUCUGCCAUGGAUCAAGUAAACCUCUUCAAGCAAUCAUGCACACCAUCAGCAGACUUCACCACAGAACCAAUAACAUUCAAAUCAAACCUAAAAAAGCGAAAGCUUGUCCGCAGAUUUCCGUUGCCAAUUCACUAUGACAACGGGGCUGCCUCGUCUGCCACCCCGAGUCCCCUUCCUGCUCCCCAUCUCUCGGAAGUACCUGAGACACCUACCCCCCCAUAUCGCCAAACACCAGCACCAGUUACUGUUUCGCAGUCAUACCUACGAAAACUUGUCCUGGAGCAUUGGGAGGCAGAAUUUAAGUGUUGUGAGGAGGCACGCAAGGCACAACUGUUGGAAGUGCACCUUGCAGCACUUGGAAUCACUAAAUUAGUUUAGCAUAAAAUAGCCCGAAAAUGCGAAC
Molecule: messenger RNA, 413 nt
Organism: Suillus discolor
Lineage: Eukaryota; Fungi; Basidiomycota; Agaricomycetes; Boletales; Suillaceae
Exons: 3
Coding region: 17-388 (123 amino acids)
Source: RefSeq, a predicted model, not a curated record